Molecule: messenger RNA, 3799 nt
Organism: Xyrauchen texanus (razorback sucker)
Lineage: Eukaryota; Metazoa; Chordata; Actinopteri; Cypriniformes; Catostomidae
Gene: eda
Product: ectodysplasin A
Exons: 8
Coding region: 91-1158 (355 amino acids)
Biological process (GO): immune response; animal organ development
Cellular component (GO): membrane
Molecular function (GO): death receptor binding; tumor necrosis factor receptor binding; death receptor agonist activity
Source: RefSeq, a predicted model, not a curated record
CAGGUGAUCCCGCAGAGAAGCGCGUCUACCCCGCGACCAGCCGAACACAACAGUCGACAAGAGGACGAGGAAGUUUUGUGUGCAGAAGCAAUGCUGACUGACCUGCACGCAGAUAUGGUACCGAAGCGCGACCCGGUGAAGUUAGAGGGAAGAGAGCACACACAGGCAGCGUGUGAGUGCCAAAGCCAAUGUAACAACUGCAAAAUCUUCCUGAGUUUAUUCAUCCUCUCGCUAUCUCUGCACCUCAUCACGCUCUUCUGCUACCUGGACCUGCGCUCGGAGCUCAAACGCGAGAUUUCGCAGAAGAACAAAGAUGAUAUGUCAUCAACAUUGCCCCACUUUGAAGCCACAGCGCCAGAGCCCCGGUUACCGGACACCGACAACCCAACAAUAGGCGAACUGAGCAGAUGGAGGGAUGAACAUACAAGAGAGCUGGAAACAGUCAUUCAUCGUACCAAACGUUCAGAGAGUAAUGGAAAAAAGAAAGGAGAACGUAAAAAAGGCAAGAAAGGGCCCCCUGGUUCUCCUGGACCUCCAGGCCCACCUGGUCCACAAGGCCCCCCCGGAAUACCAGGGAUACCGGGGAUCCCAGGCAGUAACGCAAUGGGUCCCUCUGGCCCUCCUGGACCAGCAGGGCCUCCUGGACCACAAGGGCCUCCUGGACCACAGGGGCCUGCAGGUGGUGCAGAUAAAGGCAAAUACAGAGAGACACAGCCAGCUGUGGUGCAUCUUCAGGGUCAGGAGACCACUAUCCAAGUGAAAGAAGAUUUGUCAGAAGGUGUGUUGAAGAAUUGGAGAAUGAUCUCAAUUCAUCAGAGAGUGUUUAAAAUGCACUCACGCUCUGGAGAGCUGGAAGUCUUGCAGGAUGGAACAUACUUUAUUUAUAGUCAGGUAGAAGUUUAUUACCUGAAUUUCACAGACAUAGCAAGUUAUGAGGUGAUGGUGGAUAAGACUCCAUUCUUACGCUGCACGCGUAGUAUUGAGACUGGUCAGCGCAAGUUCAACACCUGCUACACAGCGGGGGUGUGUUUGUUGCGAGCGCGCCAGAGGAUCUCCAUCCGUAUGGUAUACGAGGACACCUCAAUCUCCAUGAGCAACCACACCACCUUCCUUGGUAGCAUCCGCCUAGGGGAUGCCCCGCCUGCAGGACACACCUGAGCCAAUCAGCUUGCUAGAUCAAAACCACUGAACUCGUCUGAGCCAGUAUGUCUCGUUAGCCCCACCCCAUGGACGUACAAAGACUAGAGCCAAAUAAGACAAUUUAUUAACUAAUGGGCUCAUCUACAUUUCUGCCAAACCAGUGCUCUCUUGAGCCCAUCAGCCUGCAGUGUGAAUCAGGCUUGAAGAGGAAAUAUGUCUGUGUUUCUUCACCAACACUGAACAGCAUUCACCACUAAUAAGAACUCACUAGUUAAACACUCUCUUGGAACUGAAACCCUCUACCCAUCCUCAAACAUGACCAACACCACAGACAAGGAAUUACACUGUUUAUUUACAAAUUAAAUCACCAGUUCUAGCAAGUUUCACAGAUCAGGUGUCUGUGAACAGAGGAAUUGGAUCGUUCCUCAGUGCUGCUGUGGAGUGUGCAUGUAAUAUGCCUAUCAGCAACAAAUGCCUACAUUAAAUACAGUGACUUGAUCCACUGAGAGCUGAUCAAUGAAGAGGGAGUGUUUUAUGUGAGACACUCUUGUGCUUGACGUACCAGUGCUCACCUGUAGCUCAACUGCAAACAGACAUAGUCUCUAUAGUAUACACACACACACACACACACUUACAAAAAUAGUGAAUCUGUUUACUAUUCUGUUAAAUAAGCACUGAUAAUGGCAAUGUAUAUUAAGCAGAAUAUCUAUUUUCAUAUAAUUCUGAACAUGAUUGCAAUGUAAUAAAUUGGAUCUAUUCUCUUUAGCUGGUUCUUUAAUCAAUGCAUUUUGGGAGGAGAAAAAGUGUUUACUUGUAUAUGAUGGCAGUAGUUCAGUCACUGAAAUGGAUGAUUCUUCAUAAUGGUUUAAUGUCCCUUUGAAGGAAUAUUACGGGUUCAAUUCAAGUUAAACUCAAUCAACAGCAUUAGUGGCAUAAUGUUGAUUACAAAAGAAAAGAAAAUAAGAAAAAAUUUAGCUUACAGUGAGGCACUUACAAUGGAAGUAAAUGGGGCCCAUUUUUGGAGGAUUUAAAGGCAGUUUAAAAUGUAAAGGUUUACGUUUUAAAGUUGUUUAAAUAAUUUUUACUGUCGUUUUUGGGUUUACGCCAUCAUGGAACAAAGUUGUAAAAUUGGCUAUAACUUUACACACAAAAGGUUACUAAUCGAUUUUAUCACACUAAAAUCAUGUUAACAUGCAUAUUGUUUACGUCGUGGCUAUAUUUUGAACAUUUACGAAUUUAAUGAUUUAAUCCAUUCCAUUGUAAGUGUCUCAGUGUAAUCCAGAUAAUGCUCUUUUUCUUUUUUAAAGGUGGUACAAGUCUAAAUAAAAAAUGUGUUAAUCGCCAUUAUGCCACAAAUGCUGUCGAUUGAGUUGAGAUUUUCCUGAACCCGGAAAAUUCCUUUUUAGAAUGAUUAAUCUCACCGAAUGCAAAAUACCAUGUGUCUCCAGUAGGAGUCAGUAGUGCAGCAAAUCGAGCGCAUAGAAAUUUGGAUGCCUGUGUUCGAAAAAGCAUACUAGAAAGUAGCAUCCCUAAUAUUGCUGCGGUAUAUAGUAUACCGGUACUGUGGUGUGUGUAAACCUUUUCUCUAUGCAUUAGGGUUAGGAUAGUGUUCAGAUGACUGGCCAGACUACAUUUGCCAACAGAGCAUAUUGUGUGGAAUACUGUACAACGCAAGACAUUUAACUUGACUAUUUCCAAGUGUUGGAUCAGACAGAAUUAAUAGCAGUCCUAAUUUUAACAUAUUUCUUGACUCAUUUGAUAUAUCUGAAAAUGCUUAGACCUUUUUAUGCACACAUUGUUGUAAAAUGCAAAAUAAAACCGUUUUAGCUUGGAUAACUGGAUGCCGCUCACAGAAUUAAACAUGCUACGUGAUGAGGUCAUGUGACAACGUAGCUUACUAUGCAUAGAGCCUUCUAUUUCACAUACUGAUAUAUAUAUAUAUAUAUAUAUAUAUUUGUAUACAGUAUAUACUGUUCAGUAUUCAGUUGAGUAGUAAGAUAGAAUUCCAUUCGGAACAUCAUUUUGAGUCUUGAGAAUCUGAUUAAUACUUCAGUUCAUUCAUCACACUGGUAUUUUUAGUUCAGAGUGCUCUGUUAUUUACUGCAUUUCAUACAUACAAUUUGCAUACAAAAAGAAUAGUGUAACAUGGUCUUUGUCUCUCCAUCUGACACCCACAGAUAAAUCAUGAAUUGAUCCUGCAGGUAGUUGCCAGUACCUGACUGGCAGUUUAGGAUUGUGAGUCUGAAUCAGUUAUAAAGAAAGACAAUUAUGUUAGUGUACUUUUGUCAAUAAUAGAUGAGACCUCAGAUCCUCACAGUGAGAACAAACUACAUUACUGUGCAUGUUCAAAGGUCUUGGAAUAAAUAAAUAAAAAAAAACAAUGGGAAUUAUCUAGAACUUUCUGAAGAGUGCUGGUAAUCUGCCCUCAGGUUUUCUCUGCAUGUUCCCUCAAGUCUCCACAUGGAAAUGUAAAAAUGAGGGGGAAAGGAAAAGGAAAGGGGUAUAAAUUACUGAUUAUGUUCUCCCAGAUUUGUUGGUUAUAUCUCUCAAUGUCUUCUCUUAAACAUCAACAACUUGUUUUAGUUUUGUUUUUGGUACACGAGUUGUAUGCUAUAUGUAGUUCUGUUUUACCAAAGAUAAUGUAUAUUUGUAAACUAUA